This is a messenger RNA of Fragaria vesca subsp. vesca, 2497 nucleotides long. Its product is annotated as kinesin-like protein KIF2A-like. Gene Ontology annotation, molecular function: microtubule binding; microtubule motor activity; ATP binding. The transcript has 12 exons. Gene Ontology annotation, biological process: microtubule-based movement. The coding region runs from base 65 to 2176 and encodes 703 amino acids. The record is from RefSeq and is a predicted model, not a curated record. NCBI's taxonomy places the organism in Eukaryota, Viridiplantae, Streptophyta, Magnoliopsida, Rosales, Rosaceae.
CGGAGGGGAUUGGAGACUCGGGUCGGGUCGGGUCGGGUGGAGAGAGUGAGAGAGAGAUAGAGAAAUGAACGGGGUUGGGAGGCAGGGGCAGAGAUCUGGUGCGCCGCACCACCAGCGCCAAUACUCCGAUAACUUCUUGGAGUCUUCGUCGAACGGACGCUGGCUUCAGUCCGCUGGUCUUCAACAUCUUCAGUCCAAUUCCAACUCAUCUAUCCCUCCUCCUUCUCAGGACUAUGGUUACUAUGGUGGAGGAGGAGGAGGAGGAGGAGGGCAGGGUUCUAGAAUGUAUAGGAAUGGGCAGAGAGGGUACAAUGAGUACUACAUGGAGCCAUCCACGCCUCCCUAUGAUUCGAGGAGGAAGGACCGCGAGGACUCCCCCAGUGAGUUUAGUCCCGGGCUCCUGGAUCUGCAUUCGUUUGACACUGAGCUCAUUCCUGACAUUCCAGUCUCUGGAAUGCAUGAUGUUGCCUCUCAAUAUUAUCCUUCUCGGGGCAGAAGCUUUGAUGAUUCUGAACCCUAUAUUAACAACAAACAAGCAGAAAGGGCUCAGUUACCAGAAAACAACCUCCUGAAAAGUUUUGCAGCAGACAAAGAGAAAUCCAGUUCUGUAGCAAAGAUUAAAGUUGUGGUGCGCAAGAGACCACUUAACAAAAAGGAGUUGGCAAAGAAUGAGGAAGAUAUAAUAGACACACUUUCCAACUCUGUAACAGUUCAUGAGACCAAGCUCAAGGUUGACCUAACAGCAUAUGUGGAAAAACAUGAGUUUGUUUUCGAUGCAGUGCUGAAUGAGGAAGUGUCUAAUGAUGAGGUAUAUCAUGAGACUGUGGAGCCCAUAGUUCCAAUAAUUUUUCAACGCACAAAGGCAACUUGUUUUGCAUAUGGACAAACAGGCAGUGGAAAAACUUAUACCAUGAAACCAUUGCCUCUAAAAGCAUCACGGGACAUCUUGAGGUUGAUGCACCAUACUUACCGCAAUCAGGGAUUUCAGUUGUUUGUGAGCUUCUUUGAAAUAUAUGGAGGACAACUUUUUGAUCUCCUCAAUGAGCGCAAAAAGCUUUGCAUGAGAGAAGAUGGUAAGAAACAAGUUUGUAUUGUGGGUUUGGAAGAAUAUAGAGUGGCUGAUGUAGAAACAAUUAAAGAGUUCAUUGAGAAAGGAAGUGCCACUAGAAGUACCGGUACAACUGGUGCAAAUGAAGAAUCCUCUCGUUCACAUGCCAUACUUCAGCUUGCUAUCAAAAGAGCAGUUGAUGGCAAUGUAUCAAAGCCUCCCCGUCUUGUUGGUAAACUCUCCUUUAUAGAUCUUGCUGGAAGUGAACGUGGUGCAGAUACUACAGAUAAUGACAAACAAACGAGGAUGGAAGGUGCUGAAAUCAAUAAGAGCUUACUUGCACUAAAGGAAUGUAUUAGAGCUCUUGAUAAUGACCAGGGUCAUAUUCCUUUCCGAGGAAGUAAAUUGACUGAAGUUCUAAGGGACUCAUUUGUUGGUGACUCUCGAACUGUGAUGAUAUCAUGCAUAUCACCAAGCUCAGGAUCCUGUGAACAUACUCUGAACACUUUAAGAUAUGCAGACAGGGUGAAGAGUCUUUCAAAAGGGAACAAUCCAAAGAAGGAUAUACUAGCUUCAACCUUAAACCUCAAGGAAUCAACAAAUGUGCCCUUAUCAUCAUUUUUGCCAACUGCCUCUGCCUUUGAGGAUGACUUGAACGAUACAUGGCCUGUACAAGUUGAAAAACAGGAAUAUGAACAAUCAGAAGAUAUCUAUGAUGAUCCAAAAACAUCAUGGAAGAGAACUGGGAAGCUACAACAGUACAAUGUCUCAACUUCAGAGGACAAAGUACGUAAACCUAAUGGUCAGUCAAAGUGGACGGGCAUGCCAAAAUUUCAAUCAAGGAAUUCUAACUCAGAUGAUGAUUUAAAUGUGUUGCUACAGGAGGAAGAAGAUCUCGUAAGUGCACACCGGAAACAAGUGGAGGAUACAAUGAAUAUUGUUAAAGAGGAAAUGAAUUUGCUGGUAGAAGCAGAUCAGCCAGGGAAUCAGCUGGAUGACUAUGUGACAAGAUUGAAUGCCAUUCUAUCUCAGAAGGCUGCUGGGAUCCUGCAACUACAAAAUCGCUUAGCUCAUUUCCAGAAGCGUUUAAAAGAACAUAAUGUUCUGGUAUCAUCUUCUGGUUUUUGAAUUAAUGUUGAAUCAUUAUUUUGCAUUCUUCAUUUUAUUUGGUAAUUGGUUGGGCUAUUAUCAUGCAUCUUACUUGGAAUCCUUGAAUUCAAGAUCGAUUUUUUCUUUUACACUAUAGAUGUUUACCAUCAUUGGAUUUUCAUUUUUCACUAGCCAUUGUAUGGAUUCUCAUUCCACAUCGCAUGCUGUGUAAAGUUCUGGAUUGUUGUAAUUUGACAAUCAAUUAGCGGCCAGGCUGUUUACUGCCUGUACGGAACUAGAGUUCUAAGCCGCAUGUACCUCUUCUUUAGCAUAUAUAAGAUUGUCAUGUUAUUUACUCUC